UUGGAGCCUGGCUGUUUUAGCUUGGGGUGUCAUCUUCGCCGGUUGGUCCCAGUUCCCCCUCGGCGUUUUCAGGGCCAGCCUACCUCGCCCCUUUGCGCCAUGACCACUACCACCACCUUCAAGGGUGUAGACCCUAACAGCAGGAACAGCUCCCGGGUUUUGCGGCCUCCAGGUGGUGGGUCCAAUUUUUCAUUAGGUUUUGAUGAGCCAACAGAACAGCCUGUGAGGAAGAACAAGAUGGCUUCUAACAUCUUUGGGACACCUGAAGAAAACCCCCCAUCUUGGGCCAAGUCAGCAGGCGCCAAGUCUAGUGGUGGCAGGGAGGAUUCGGAGUCGCCUGGAACACAGAGAAGUAACUCUUCUGAAGCAAGCUCUGGAGAUUUCUUAGACCUCAAGGGAGAAAGUGAUGUGCAUGAAAAUGUGGACACAGACUUCCAAGCCAGCCUGGCGCAGGUGGAAGAGAAGCCGGUGCCCGCUGCUCCUGUGCCCAGCCCCGUGGCUCCGGCCCCAGCGCCAUCCAGGAGAAACCCCCCUGGCGGCAAGUCCAGCCUGGUCUUGGGUUAGCUUCUUCUGUUGGAACUCUGUCCUUCUGUCUGUUUGUUUCUUCCAUGCUUGUGAACUGCACAACGUGAGCCUGACUGUACAUCUUUCGGAUUUGUUUCAUUAAAAAAGAAGCACUUUAAAAAAAAAAAA
This is a messenger RNA of Rattus rattus (black rat), 693 nucleotides long. Its product is annotated as jupiter microtubule associated homolog 1-like. Bases 100 to 564 code for a protein of 154 amino acids. Gene Ontology annotation, cellular component: nucleus. The transcript has a single exon. NCBI's taxonomy places the organism in Eukaryota, Metazoa, Chordata, Mammalia, Rodentia, Muridae. The record is from RefSeq and is a predicted model, not a curated record.